AAACUAUAGAAAAAGGAUGAAUAUAGACUGCAUCACAGAAAAGAUGGAUAUCAAUAAAGAAAGAAGAUAUGAGAAUUUGAAAAGUACUAAUACAAGGAAAGAGUAUCUUGAAGUUGCUUUACCUGAUUCAUUUCAGAGCAUGGGUGGAUCACUAAAUUGUAUAGGAAUAGUUCAAUUUGAUAGCUAUACAGAAAUGGUCAGACGAGAUAGUUGUAUAUCAGAAUACCAUUUGCUACAAGAUUCAUCAACGCAUUGUUUCAAGUAUCCAUUAUAUUCAACAAUAGUCCAUACGAGAGUCCUGAACAGAAUUCAUUUUCGUGAUCGAGUAGCCUUAGACAUUUCUUCAAAUAUUCUAUCAACAUAA
Messenger RNA from Funneliformis caledonium, 364 nucleotides. The record is from the annotation of a GenBank genome assembly. Lineage: Eukaryota; Fungi; Glomeromycota; Glomeromycetes; Glomerales; Glomeraceae.